AUGAUGAUUCAUGAUUUUGAUAGUACAUUCCCUUAGAGUAGUGAUUUCAAUACUUACUUUAAAUAAGCUUUAGGUUUUUAAAAACAGUAAGCUACUUUGAAAAGUUGGCUUAGAGUGAUGGAUUGAUAAAACUAUAUUGAUUAUUUUGCAAGUGAUCGUCAGCAUAUGAUAAAAAAUGGUAAAUAUUAUAGACUCCCCCAUAAUACUCAUGUAUAAAGGGAAGUAAAUAAGAAAAGAAUAACAAUCUUUAGGAAUAUUUAGGUACUACAAAUAAUGAUCCUUUAUUAGGAAAAUGGAUGACAGAGGAGUAAUUUUAACAAUUUUUUGCAGAUAAAUAAGCUUGA
Paramecium sonneborni is the source of this 344-nucleotide messenger RNA. The record is from the annotation of a GenBank genome assembly. NCBI's taxonomy places the organism in Eukaryota, Ciliophora, Oligohymenophorea, Peniculida, Parameciidae.